Messenger RNA from Sipha flava (yellow sugarcane aphid), 1318 nucleotides. RefSeq names its product protein fuzzy (gene fy). NCBI's taxonomy places the organism in Eukaryota, Metazoa, Arthropoda, Insecta, Hemiptera, Aphididae. The transcript is spliced from 9 exons. Bases 168 to 1277 code for a protein of 369 amino acids. Gene Ontology annotation, biological process: vesicle-mediated transport; non-motile cilium assembly. The record is from RefSeq and is a predicted model, not a curated record.
AAAUGAUACUAAAUCAAAACAAAAUAUUUUUUUUUCUAACAAAAUCAUUUUAUUAUAUAUUCAUAUGAAAUGUAAGAUUAUAACUAUUCAUAUUGCUUCUUAUUUGUGAAAAUAUAAAUACAAGCAAUAUUCUUAUACUUUCAUACUACCUAUGAUAUUUAAAAAAAAUGUUUGAUGUAGUGUGUACUACGGUAAAUGGAGGAAUUCCGAUAUUUUACCGAAAAAAUAGUAAAACAGACUCAGUACCUUUUACAACUUUUUCAACAUUGAAUGCAGUUAUAACAUUUGCAGAUAUACAAAAUGUUAAAUUUAAAGCGAUUCAUACAGAUAAACACUCGUUUAUUUGGCAUGGAAUUGGUGAUAGUUUAAUUGUGGCAGGCAUUGGUGAUUUGAAUGAUUCAACAAUAAAAACUGGUUUAGAACUAAUAGCAACUCUGAUAAAAAUGAUAAUCGGAGAUGAAAAUAUUCACCAUAAAAAUGCAGAUAGAAUAAAACGGGAAAUAAAACCUUGUCUACCAAUUAUUGACUACAUAUUGAAGAACUUAUCAUUAUGUAUAAUAGAAAAAAGUUUAAUAAAUUUUAUAGAAACUCAAUCAAUGAAAGACAAUAAAGUGAUACAUAAUUGUUUAUCAAAUUGGUCAGAAACUAUUUGUAGUGAUUUAUGCUGGAUUAUUGUGGAUAAGAAAUUAUGUGUUGCGACAAAGGAUUGGUGGGAUUUACAUAUUAGUGAUAGAAAAUUAUUAAUAACAAUCAUUUUAGCUACUUGUUAUGAUAAAAAUACAUCAGCUGAUAUACCAAUUUUCUUACCUCAUUCAAGUACUAAGGUACUUUUAAGACUUGUAUGUUGCAUGAUUGUACAAGGAGUAUGGACAGCAGCUAUUUGUGGACCUACACCAAAUUUAGAUGAUAUUGAAAUCAGUGCUGCUAAAAGUUUUAGAACAAUUGUUAAUUAUUUCCGUCCUAAUUAUACUAAAUUUGAAUUAACAUCUGGAUGUAUUGUUAUAAAUACAAAUAAUUUCACUUUUAUGCAAAAUUAUUACUCAAAUAAUGAUGUCCAAAAUGGAAUUAUACUGUUCUACAAUAAAAUUGCAGCACGUCUUAUGAAUGAUGAUAUGGCAAAGGAAGUAUCAAGUAUGGGGAAAAAUCAUAAUUAUUAUGCUAUACAAUCAAAUGGCAUCACAUUAUGUUUAGCAUAUCCAAAUAAACAUAAUAUGGUAACAAUUAGAUAUUAUGCCAAACAAUCAUUUCAACAAUUUUUAACAGAUAUCAAUAUUUGAAAAUAAUCAAAAUAAAUAUAUGGUAUUAAUACAUUUUUAUU